Passer domesticus (house sparrow) is the source of this 4102-nucleotide messenger RNA. RefSeq lists its product as uncharacterized. The transcript is spliced from 2 exons. NCBI's taxonomy places the organism in Eukaryota, Metazoa, Chordata, Aves, Passeriformes, Passeridae. The record is from RefSeq and is a predicted model, not a curated record. The coding region runs from base 1718 to 2137 and encodes 139 amino acids.
GCUCAGUACAUCACUCCGGAUGUCCAGAGCUACCGAGACAACCCUUGGGGGGCUCGGAGGCCCUGGAAUGUUGCCAAAAGUACCUGGUGGCUUGACUUUGAUCCUUUUAAAGAAAUGAUACCUGAAGGUGAGGAGAUGAGAAAAUUUCAUGUCUAAAUAGAGAGGGGAUGUUAUUCACUUGUUAGAACUUAAGUUAGAAUGCACUGUACAGGGGGGUUUUAUGUAUUGUACAGGGGGGUCUAGAAUUCUGUGCAUGGAUCAGGAGUCCCAAGAUGGAGGAAUUUGGGCGUGCCCUGUCCUUCUUCUUUCUUCUCCUUGGCAUCCAUGUUCAGGAUGAUGUUGGCAUGUGUGGAUUGGUUCAUAGAAAGAGUACACUUGCCAACAAGGGCAGAAAGUAUUGGGAAGUAAAGGUAAAUAUCGAAUACGUAAUUUUCAUUAUAAAAGAGACAACCGCCUCGUGGGCGGGGGAGAGUGCCUUUGGCUGUCCUGCUGAUCAGACCUCGGCUGGACAGACAGAAAAUCUUUGUAGAUAAGAAAUAAUAAACUCGACUGAAGACCGAAAGCAAGAGUCCAGACUCCUUCUUCGAGAGCGCGGCCUACCCAGAACCACUUUUUCCCGUGCUGGGGCAGAGACAAGCAACAGCCGACCCCGGCAUCUGGCGUCCCUGGGUGGGCACGAAGGGGGGCCCGAAGGUGGGCACGAAGAGCGACAGCUCGAGCGGAGAGCCGAAGAGUGAGCUGCAAAGAGAACACCCAGGUGGGCAGCACCCGAGCGGGCAGCUCCCAGGCGGGCAGUUCCCGGAGCUGGACUCAUUCCCAGGAGAGCACUGAUAACUCCUUGGGAAGGCAGCCAGAAGAGUCCGAAGAAGCAGCAGCCAAAGAGAGAACACCGCACUCCACUUCUCCCGAAGAGACCUCGUAUCAGAACAGCCCGGAGCGGAAUCAGAAGGGCCCCUGAAUCCAUCUCCUGUGACCUGCUGGACGGGAACCGGGAGCCUCCAGACUGCUCUGACGACAUAAAUUCGGUGAGAAGGUCAAAAAUUAAGAAACAUGGGGAACACACUCACACAGGAACAAAUAGAAACAUUGUCAGCCUUACAAGGCGUGACAGAAGCGUACGCAGAGGGGGUUUCUAAAAAGGAGCUCAAAGAGUUAUUAUUGUGGGUCAGAUAUAAUUAUCCGUUUGCAGAAACACAUGUGUUGUUUGAGGUGGGCUUUUGGCAAGAAGUUAACAGACAUUUAUAUUUUUUAGCUACCAGAAAGGAAGAGACGGCUUUCAAGCUGUUAUCUCCAGCGAGAAUUAUGUUAGAGGCUAUCUCUGCAAGGUGUCGGAGAUCAGCCAGGGAAUUAGGUUCCACAACUCCCACAAGGGCGGGGAAAACAGAGCACGGCUCGGUGCAGAGAUUGGCUCUGGUUCCAAUUGGCCCGGGGGGGACAGCUCCCGAGGGAGAGGAGCAAGGGGAAAAGGCACUGCUUUCAGCCCUGUCAUCCCAAAGUCCCAAGAGACCUCCAAAACGCCCUGAAACCCCAGAAACUGAGGGGGGUUCAGGUUCCGAUUCAGACGCGAAUGCAAUCCCAACCCCAGAAGAGCUAAGAUCUUUACCCAGCGAGAUCGAGGGGUCGGGGACGAUUGUUCCUGAAUCUCGAAUCUCGGGGAACGAAGGGGCGGGGGAGGCGGAAGAAUCGGGAAGGGGGGUCCGCGGGGGAUUGAAGGGGGAUGGGGAAACGCUUUCUCGCGGCGGCGCGGCGGCGACGGCGGCGGUCGCGACCGGCGGGGGGGGGCGCGGAAGCGGUGGGGAACACGAGUUUUGGCACGGGUUUUGGGGGACCCACACCGGGGGUGGCGGCCUUGGCGGGCGCCGUGCCAAAGACGCACGCGGGGGGCGAGACACGCGGGACAUCCGGGAAGGGCUCCCAAAUCACAGCGUCCACGUCAGACGCGGGGAACAAGCUCAGAGCAGCCGCGGAACUCCGAGCAGCACCCGUAAGUAGACGUAGGGGACGCACGGCGGUGACGCAGGACCCGGAAGUCGAACCGCGGCGGUCAGCUCGCAUCGCGGAGCAAACACGGGCACGGGCGAAGCAGGGAUCGUACACACGGAGCAAGGUCCGAAGUGGGUGUCGGCACGACACGUGAAGCCGUUUCGAACGCAAGAACAAAAGAACACAGAUCCCGGAAACAGAGAGACAAGUACUCAGACAGAGGAGGAGACUCAAACUACAAGCAAUAAUCUAGAAGAAACAGAAGAAUAAAAGACUUUGGGGGGUUUUCUGAAAAACUUUGGGUGGAAAAUGGUGAUAUUUAGUCAGAAAGGCGGGGUGAUGAACUUUGCAAUGUUCAUGUGUUUUGUCUCAUUGCCAAUGGUUUUGAACAACAAAGCAAAUUUACCAGUCAAUCAGCCAGAGAAAAAUGUUUGGGAAGCUUUAGCCCAAGCAGCAGAUUUAGAUAGCAUUUGCCUGACGCACUCCAGACCAGGGAGGCCAUUUUCAGCAUGCAUGAUUGGAUUGCCAGUGAGUGAAUGGCCAAUUCCAGGACACACUGCAAUCGAGAUCUCACAGGUCGUUAAAGAUCCUGUGAAUGAAUGGUAUACUUGGAUACAUUCUCUUCCUGUGGCUUCUUCUGAACCUCAGGAAUUGGAGAUUUUCGGGUCCAUGACAAUGAAUGUAUGCAUGAAAUUUGAAAUUUCAGGUACAGCAAAGCCAAACAAAACUAUUGAUGUUACUCCCAGUCAUGAAUUCUACAGAAAUGCGUCAGCCUGGUGCAACAACACCAUGGUGACAGACAAAGGGUCACUCCAAGUCCCAGUGCAACUGCCAAGGGGAUUCUUUUUGAUUUGUGGAGACAGGAUUUGGCAUGGUAUUCCUGCGAAUGCCAAGGGAGGUCCAUGCAGCAUUGGAAGAAUUUCAAUGCUGACGCCAGAUUUAAAGAUGCAGAAAGAACAAAAACAUAAAGAAAAAAGAUCUUUACAGUAUUUCGAUGAGAAUUGUGAUGACAGGGUUUACACUUGGAGCAAGGCAAGGAGGAUUGCGAUAGCAAUUUUCUCACCUCAGGCAGCAUCAGGAAUUGCUUUGACUCAAUUGGAUCGUAUGGGUUGUUGGCUAAGCAAGCAUGCUCAAUCAGUCUCUCUUGCACUGAGUGACAUGUUACAAGACAUGAACAGUGUAAGACAGGCAACUCUGCAAAACAGAGCAGCAAUCGAUUAUCUUUUGCUUGCUCACGGCCAUGGGUGCAAAGAAUUUGAAGGAAUGUGCUGUAUGAAUCUCUCCGACCAUUCCAGGUCAAUUCAUGAAAAUAUUGAAAAAAUAGAGGAGAGUGUGAAGAAACUUGGCGAGAUCACAGGAUCUUGGAUUGAGGACAUGGCAAAGUUUUUUGAUCUUUCACCUUUGGGAAAAGAAAUUUUAAAGAUAGGGUUUCAAAUUUUGGUGAUUCUCAUAGUUCUCUUGAUUGUAAUCCCAUGCAUUCUUUUGUGUGUGCGGGGUGUCAUGAGUCGAGUUGUAAAGAGGGUGCUUUUGGUGCAAACAGAAGGGGGAGAUGUGGGAGCUCAGUACAUCACUCCGGAUGUCCAGAGCUACCGAGACAACCCUUGGGGGGCUCGGAGGCCCUGGAAUGUUGCCAAAAGUACCUGGUGGCUUGACUUUGAUCCUUUUAAAGAAAUGAUACCUGAAGGUGAGGAGAUGAGAAAAUUUCAUGUCUAAAUAGAGAGGGGAUGUUAUUCACUUGUUAGAACUUAAGUUAGAAUGCACUGUACAGGGGGGUUUUAUGUAUUGUACAGGGGGGUCUAGAAUUCUGUGCAUGGAUCAGGAGUCCCAAGAUGGAGGAAUUUGGGCGUGCCCUGUCCUUCUUCUUUCUUCUCCUUGGCAUCCAUGUUCAGGAUGAUGUUGGCAUGUGUGGAUUGGUUCAUAGAAAGAGUACACUUGCCAACAAGGGCAGAAAGUAUUGGGAAGUAAAGGUAAAUAUCGAAUACGUAAUUUUCAUUAUAAAAGAGACAACCGCCUCGUGGGCGGGGGAGAGUGCCUUUGGCUGUCCUGCUGAUCAGACCUCGGCUGGACAGACAGAAAAUCUUUGUAGAUAAGAAAUAAUAAACUCGACUGAAGACCGAAA